GAUUCUCGGUGCCCUGAGUUAGUACUUGCAAUUUUGACGAUAAACAACACGCUAGCGAACUAUAAGUUCAAGGCCCUCUGCAGUCCUUACUUUGACUGAACUGUUCUCUCCCAGCUGCACGAGCUUUGUGGAGAAAUAAGUCACCUGACCUAGGCUAGCUCGAAGUAGCUAGCAAGAGCCUCCACCAUGGCUCGAGGUUGUGGAUGCAGCAAGGAGGCCUUUCGGAUCAUUCUAUGGAUGAGCUGGGUGACAAACAUGAUUAUCACCACUCUCUACUAUCUGCUAUCCGGGGUGACCUUCUUCAAGCUGCUCACGGCGUCCGGGGAGGCUGCCCUGGAUAUCCAGUCUCUGGUCUUGAACCGGGUGUGGCGUGCGCCGCUGGCGGCCACCUUCCUGGGAGCUCUGUUGGUGUUCGGCUUCAACAUGUUCAGCUGCUGCAUUCUGAUCAAGAAGUCGAUCAACCGGAGCGGGCCAGGAUUUGGUUACGGCUUCCUGGUGGCCUUCUGCUUCACGCUGGCGUUCUUCUGCCUGCUCGUGGGCCUCAUCAUGGACAGCUUCAAGAACACCGUCGAGGACAACCUAACAGGGUUCACGUCAUGGACCAAGUACAGCACGGAGCUGUACAUCGCCACCGAGGUCUUUUGCUUCAUUUGCUUUGUCAUGUUCAUGUUGUUCUUCCUGGUGCUGGUCAUUCUUCAGGGCGCCAUCACGGACCACCUGGGCAUCAACACCGAGAUGACCAACCCGUACGUGCCCAUGGCGGACCCUGCCGCCCUGGGCCUCACUGCUGCCGGCGCGGGCGGUGCAGUCGGCCUGGGCGCCACCGUGGGCGCCGGCACCAGCGACGGCAAGGGUAUGGAGGGGGACGCACAGUACACCACGCAGUACAACCCAAACGACUACAUGACCAGCGACCAGUACAAUCAGUACUACAGCAACCAGUACAACCAGGCCAGCGACGCCUACCAGACCACCACCGAGUUCAACCCCACCAGCGAGUACGCCUACGACCAGGAGCAGGGCUACCAGGCGCCGUACGACGCCGCUGGCUACAGCGCCAUGCCUGCUGGCGGCGCUGCUGGCGCCACCACGCCCCCUUACGCGGCCGCUCCGCCGCCGGCGUAUGACAACGCGGCGACGGCCAGCGCAGCCUUCUACGGGCAGCAAGGCGCAUACGCCGCGCCGGCAUACUCGACUGCUGCCUCGGCACGGGAACCAAUCCUGUAAUCGGUGUGGUCACGUGCAUGAAACUGAGUUUGUGGACGGGUAGCGCGUAGCGGAUACCAGUGGUCAGGACAAAUAUUUGUUGCAGCCUGGGGCCUGGGUUGCAUUAGGUGCAAGGGCGGAGGUGGGUGUGAGCGAGGUGGGCGUCGACGUAGAGGUGACCUUUCAGGACCGUGACAGUAUGACUGGGACUGCGUCCUAAGACGUGACUUCAGUAGCGCGCGCAUAAUGAUUUGGCAAUGUGGGUGCGUGCGUGUCGAUGACAAGUGGUGAGGGAGGGUACCCUUAAGUGGAGUGGCAGCACAUUCCAUGUGCUCUUGGGGACGUGGACGUGACUGCGAAGCUUGAACGGAAGCUAGGUCGAUACGGGCUGUGUAUGUGGCAUUGUUCCAAACAGGGGAGGUCUAAACUGCGGGCGGUUUAUCAUCAGGGAUUUCCGGGGCCAGUGUCCGUGCAACAGAACUAUCUGCCUAAGCAGUGGCGGCCCAGCGCACACAAUGUGUAACUGCCCAAGCCU
Molecule: messenger RNA, 1741 nt
Organism: Chlamydomonas reinhardtii
Lineage: Eukaryota; Viridiplantae; Chlorophyta; Chlorophyceae; Chlamydomonadales; Chlamydomonadaceae
Exons: 7
Coding region: 256-1227 (323 amino acids)
Source: RefSeq, a predicted model, not a curated record